This is a messenger RNA of Coffea eugenioides, 1455 nucleotides long. RefSeq lists its product as uncharacterized. The record is from RefSeq and is a predicted model, not a curated record. Lineage: Eukaryota; Viridiplantae; Streptophyta; Magnoliopsida; Gentianales; Rubiaceae. The transcript has 5 exons. Bases 300 to 1142 code for a protein of 280 amino acids.
GGCUGCCAAUUUGACUCGUAACUUGUCCCCUUCUUUCUACAACUCCCACCGGACCUACCAUCCAAACCAAACCAUGAGAAAAAUAUCUUCCCCGCCUCUCUCACUCGGACUCUGAUUCUUCCAACUCUUUCCUUAUACUGCAUUCCUCCAUCAUCAUUCAACUUCUUCUCCUGCACGCAGAGGAUUUCUCUGCCUUUUAUCUCCUCAGUUAUGCUUUCAUCGAUUUACACUCUCUCAAGACAAGAAUAAGAAGAGAAUACUAUAAAACUAUUUUUCACCAUAUCAUAUUGGGCACCUUGAUGGAUUCACUGUCAUCAGUGUCACCAUCUGUAGUCCUCCCACCUAGCGGCACCAGCAGCAACCCUUUUCAAAAUCAUCGGCGGCGAAUCAGUUUCUCGUCUCAAUUUCUUAAGCCAGGGACUUGUCAGUUUCGUCUUUCGUACAACGAUUCUUCUCAAGAAUCUAGCAGAGCAAGGAGGAGAUGUCAUUUCUCGCAGGCGGGGUGUAAUAUUAGAGGAGAAAAAGAAGAUGAAGAGAAUAAGAGGAGGGAUGAAGAGGUGGAAAGGGCGCUUCACAUGGACGGUACAAUUCCCGGGAGUUCCAAUGAGUUCGUUAAGCAAGUGUCUUCACGCGCCUAUGACAUGCGUAGACAUCUCCAACAAUCGUUUGACAGCAGUAGCUAUGAUGUAUUAGAGGCAAACCCCUGGAGAGAACCUUCCAAACCUGUGUAUGUACUAACCCACAGGGAAAACCAGAUAUGUACAAUGAAAACUCGCAGAAACAGAAGUGAAGUUGAAAGAGAGCUUGGAUUGUUGUUUUCAAAAGGGGGCAAGUGGAGAAAUCAAGCCAAGCAGUCAGGAAGUGAAACAAAAUUUCAGAUGCUGGUUGAGGAUAUCCAGGAGGGUGUGCUUGUAUUUGAAGAUCAAACUGAAGCUGCCAAUUACUGUGACUUGCUCCAAGGAGGCGGCCAAGAUUGUGAAGGCGUGGCAGAGGUAGAAGCCUCAUCGGUAUUUGAUCUCUGUCAAAAAAUGAGGGCCCUUGCAGUUCUGUUUCGCCGUGGGAUGACCCCUCCUCAACCUGAAAGCUUGAAACUCAACUUGAGGGCACGUAAACGAUCCCUUGAAGACCAAGAAGACUUGUGAAAUGCUCCGUCUAUAUACUGUAAAAGUAGCUAGAUUAACUGGACACAGUAACAUCAUUUAUAUCUGCAGUCAUACGCGGAUUCUUUCUGCAUUACACAAAAAAUGCAAUCUUUGCAGAUAAAGUAACAGAUUGAACUAUUCCUUACAAGUUGAAACUUCCUAUUCAUCUAUUUUGCUCUUUCAGCUGUCUACGAGAUAUUGGAAACCACUUAGUUGUUUAACAAGGGACUUGACCUGCUGUAACUUGAACUUGGUUAUGGUGCCUUGUCCCUUUUGAAUAGUUUUGUAUUUUGGGGAAGAGUCCUUUGAUUUA